GGGGACGUUACAAGCGCGCGGGUAUUCACACGUCACCUCUUCUUCCCCCCGCCCCUCCGCCGUGGCCAUGGCCACCGCCGCGGCAACUCUCCCGCUCCUCCAUCCUCCAGUCCCCAAACCUGCAACCCUACAACUGCACGCUCUCCCACCUCGCACCCGCCUCCACCCCAAAACGCACCCUCACCCUCUCCCCCUCCUCUUCCUCCUCCCGCGCCGCCGCCGCGGCGGGCCCAUCGCCGCCUCGCCCACGGCCACGCCCUCGUCCACGUCCGCCUCCUCCUCGCCCUCCUACGAUGCCCGCGAGGCGGAGGCCGCCGUCGCGGAGCUCCUCCGCGAGAGCGGCGCCUCCCCGGCCGACGCCGCCGCCAUCGCCGCGCGCGCGCCGGCCUACGCCGCCAUGCUCGCCGACGGCGUCCGCGAGCUGGACGAGCUCGGCCUCUGGGCGUCGUGGAGCUCCGGUGCCGGGGCCCGGGUGGGCCGCGGCGGGGCCGUCGAGAUGGACAUGGGGAGCCUCGGGUUCCGGAGGAAGGUGUACCUCAUGGGACGGAGCAGGCGUGACCACGGCGUGGUGCCGCUCCUUGAGAGCGUCGGGGUGCGGCUCUCCUCCGCCAAGCUCAUCGCGCCGUAUGUUGCGGCCGCUGGCCUCCCUGUGCUGAUUGAUCGGGUUAAGUUUUUGAAGGAAAUAUUAUUUUCAAGCAGUGAUUAUGCAACAAUAAUUGGAAGGAAUGCUAAGCGCAUGAUGACACACUUAUCAAUACCUGCAGAUGAUGCACUUCAAAGUACUUUAUCAUUUUUUGAAAAAAUGGAGGCUAGGUAUGGUGGUGUUAGCAUGUUGGGACAUGGAGAUAUGUCAUUUCCUUAUCUCAUCGAAUCAUUUCCAAUGCUGCUUCUCUGCUCUGAGGAUAAUCAUCUAAAUCCAUUGAUUGAUUUUCUUGAGUACAUUGGAAUUCCAAAACCAAGGACUUCAUCAGUUCUGCUGUUAUUUCCUCCUAUCAUUCUUUCUGACAUUGAAAAUGAUAUCAAGCCGAGGAUUCAUGAAUGGGAGAAGGCUGGCAUUGAACAAGAAUAUAUUGGGAGGAUGUUGCUGAAGUAUCCAUGGAUCCUUUCAACAGGUGUGAUAGAGAACUACAGGCGGAUUCUUUCAUUCUUCAACCGAAAAAAGAUUUCUGGUACAGUCCUUGGUAUUGCUGCGAAAAGUUGGCCUCAUAUUCUUGGCUGCUCUACAAAAAGAAUGAAUUCAAUUCUGGAGUUGUUUGAUGAUCUGGGCAUCAGUAAGAAAAUGGUUGUUCCAGUUAUUACAUCUAGUCCACAGUUGUUGCUGAGAAGACCUAACGAGUUUCUGCAGAUUGUUUUCUUUUUCAGCGAAAUGGGUUUUGAUAAGGAAACAGUGGGAAAGAUUUUGUGUCGUUCUCCCGAAAUAUUUGCUUCAAACGUGGAAAGUACCCUCAAGAAGAAAAUUGACUUUCUUGUUGACUUUGGUGUUUCCAAACAUCAUCUUCCUCGCAUCAUAAGGAAGUAUCCAGAGAUUUUAUUGUUGGACAUAAAUCAUACUCUGCUUCCCAGAAUGAACUACCUAUUGGAGGUGGGUUUGUCUAAGAAAGACGUGCGUUCAAUGAUCUUUAGAUUUUCCCCACUUCUGGGUUACAGUAUCGAGCUUGUUAUGAAACCAAAGCUUGAGUUUCUGUUAAGGAGCAUGAAGAAACCACUUAAAGCAGUUGUAGAAUAUCCUAGGUACUUCAGUUAUUCACUAGAAGGGAAGAUAAAGCCGCGGUUUCGGGUACUACAGAGUAAAAACAUAGAGUACAGUUUGACAGACAUGCUUGCAAAGAAUGAUGAACUUUUUGCUGAAGAGUACUUGGGAACAGGAGUACUUCAGAAACCUCUACCAUGAAGCAAAGGCAGUUGAUUUCUGGACUAAAAUGAAGGGCCAGCCAUGCAAUGCACCAUGCCUGAACUGUACAGCUUUAUGCUUCCACAGAGGAGGCUGUUUUUCAGAUGGGAGUCCACUUUUCCAAUGCUCGGUAUUAAGGAGGUAACACACUACACAUGAAGUUACCUAAGCAAAGGUAACAGUUCCGUGUUGACUCAGCAGGUUCAGGCCUUCAGGCAAACAAAGGAAAUUUGCAAAAUAAUGUGGUUUCCAGCUAGGAACAAAUGGAAAAGGGCGCUCAACAAUCUACAUAUUUGUCGUGUGAAUGGCUACAGGAAUCAAUGCAGGCCAUGAUCCUCGAGGAAUUAUUGGUCAUGCAUACCCGUAGUCCCCAUCAUUCUCAUGGAAUGAAAAGCUUCUCAAUGGCCUCCCAUCCUGCGUUUAUGCCGAUCUGGCCUGAGGGCUGACCCAAAGAUGGUUGCCGCUACAUUGACCAGCUACAUCAGGGCGUCGGUGUUUCAUUUCUUGCCCAUAGCUGUGAUGCCAAAUAUGCAAUGCUGCGCUGCUUCCUUGAAAUGACCCUAUUUUUUCCAUAAAACGUUUGAAAAGUGAUUUCCAGCCAUAAAAAACGGAUCUGCUGCCGUGGACGAGUUGCUUGCGUGCAGCUCAUCGUGAAACCAGCGCCGGCUGCCGUGCCUUCGUCGUUUUCCUCCGUUCAGAUCGCAGCUUCCCCGGAAGUCACCGUAAUUUGAUUUUGUAUUCACUAUCUGCAGCAUGAGCAAGCAUCGAGAAUCCCUGUUGGACUUAGCAAUUGAGUCAUCUUCCUCUGAUGAUGAUGACUUUUUAAUUGGCGCAUCAGAAAUCAUGUAUACGUAUUAUCAGUCUUGCAAUAAGCCGAAACAUGGUGGUUCGGUCCCUGGGCACAAAGUUGUUCGUCGUAAAAGAGAAGUAGGGCACUGGAAACUAUUCGAAGAUUACUUCUCCGAUGAUCCAACGUACGGUGCUGAGUUUUUUAGAAGAAGGUUUAGAAUGAGUCGACCUCUGUUCUUGCGCAUAAUGCGUGCGGUAGAUCAUGAUGAUUACUUCGUGCAAAAAAGAAAUGCGGCUAAUAAACUCGGAUUAAGUUGCCUCCAGAAGGUAACUGCUGCAUUCCGUAUGCUAUGUAAUGGAAUAGCAGCGGAUAGCACAGAUGAGUACGUUUGUAUUGGAGAAAGUACAGCUAUCGAGAGUAUGAGAAGGCUUGUCAUAGCUGUUGUUGAAA
Panicum hallii is the source of this 3131-nucleotide messenger RNA. RefSeq names its product transcription termination factor MTERF2, chloroplastic. The transcript is spliced from 9 exons. Bases 68 to 1891 code for a protein of 607 amino acids. NCBI's taxonomy places the organism in Eukaryota, Viridiplantae, Streptophyta, Magnoliopsida, Poales, Poaceae. Gene Ontology annotation, molecular function: double-stranded DNA binding. The record is from RefSeq and is a predicted model, not a curated record. Gene Ontology annotation, biological process: regulation of DNA-templated transcription.